Molecule: messenger RNA, 1251 nt
Organism: Leishmania braziliensis MHOM/BR/75/M2904
Lineage: Eukaryota; Euglenozoa; Kinetoplastea; Trypanosomatida; Trypanosomatidae
Exons: 1
Coding region: 1-1251 (416 amino acids)
Source: RefSeq, a predicted model, not a curated record
AUGCCCACUGCAGGGGGUUUCAAGCGCUUUUACUCGCGUACAGCGCUGCUGCUGCUGCUGCUGUCGCCGCUUACCGUAAUCUUUUUCCCUUCGAGUCCCCCAGGCGUCACUUAUGCUUACACUGUGCAACCACCAGCGAUGGAGACGCCACCGAGCGGUUCGAUGCUCUUCUGGCCAGAGAUGCUGAGCCUUAUGGCGACUACCCCAACGAAGAACAAUGCCACGGUGAAGGUAUUGUCGCCGAACUUGCCGGGCAAACAGCACUCGGAUGCUGAGGUGACCACUGGCGUCACCUCUGCUGAGGUGUCCGCCAUGCUUCUCAAGUACCCGCACUUGGUGCUGUCAGACGGCUUGACUUCAACGGCGGUGGCGACGAAGGCGGAUAGCGCCUGCUCAUUUAACAGGAAAACUACGGUAAGGCGCUUCGGCAGCCAGCCGCCACUGGGGGACGGGAGGGAGCUUCGUCCCAGGUCGAUGCAGUCGAUCACCGCGCUCUUUCACAACACUGGUGCUGGUGAAGCAGGCGCAGACAUUUUCAUUGCUAACGCCACGUACAUGGCGCAACUUCUGCUCUCUGGCGAGCCGGAGAAGUGGUCCAUCUCUCUCUCCACGAGCGGCAGCGUCAUUUUGUCUUUGAUCGUUCAGGCGAUCGCGGUGUUGACUAGCUCACGCACCAAGGUCUGCACCCCUAGGGUAGAUUCCAUGGUAGUGCUGCAGGCGGAUCCACAACGGAAGGUGAUCGGUGAUGGCUAUGGCGGUCUUCUCGUAGAGGUUUCGGUGAACUGCGGCGUCACCAGCUUGAUGACUAGCCGUCUCCUUGACAUGCUAGAGUACAACAGUAUGCUGCUCUUUCUCAACACAACGAACAUCACUCUCGCAUUCCAGAACAGUUCUCGCUCGUUGUCGACGGUUGAGGUGGCCGCAACGGCGGUCCGCACUACAGGAAACGCGGCUAUCUGUGACAAGGCAUGUCAGGGCAUGAUUGCCAUGGCCUGCGUCUUGGUGACCCUGAUCGCUAUUUCGGUCACCAUCACCCUGACUGCCGUCUGCUGCCCGCGUUUCUGUUUACAUGUCUAUGACAGGAACUCAGCCAAGAAGUCCACCACAUGCGAGUCCCCAACCUACAACACCUCUGACACAAAUGGGGCCGAGGAGUGCAAUGUGCGGCAGGGCAUCGAGGUAAGAAGCCGCGAGGGCUCCUCGCAUGCACCCAUGAGUACAUCCGAAGAAGAGAGGGGUCAGGCCGAAUAA